Messenger RNA from Frankliniella occidentalis (western flower thrips), 447 nucleotides. RefSeq lists its product as uncharacterized. The record is from RefSeq and is a predicted model, not a curated record. NCBI's taxonomy places the organism in Eukaryota, Metazoa, Arthropoda, Insecta, Thysanoptera, Thripidae. Gene Ontology annotation, molecular function: ubiquitin conjugating enzyme activity. Gene Ontology annotation, cellular component: nucleus. Bases 1 to 447 code for a protein of 148 amino acids. The transcript has 4 exons. Gene Ontology annotation, biological process: protein polyubiquitination.
AUGGCUGAAGUACGAGCCCACCGUUUCAUGAAGGACAUAGCUGAUUUUACCAAGCACGCCAUCGACGGAAUAUGCUUGACAGAUUAUGAUACGAUCGGUAUGCGAUUCAUUGAAGUUAGCGUGGUAGGACCAGCCGAAUCACCAUAUGCUGGAGGUACCUUUGAUGUCCGCUUGAACCUGCCUCUUGAUUUUCCAUUUCAGGCGCCCAAGGUUUACAUGUCUACUACGAUUUGGCACCCCAACAUAUCCUCUGUUGGUAGAGUGUGUGUUAGCGUUCUCAGUUCUUGGUCUCCUGCUACAACCCUUCUUGAAGUUUCUGAGGCUAUUCAUGGGUUGCUCGCCGACCCAAAUCCUGAUUUACCACUUAAUAUGGAGGCUGCACGGAUGCUGGAUACAGAUAAAGCCAUGUAUGAGGCUAUAGCGAAGAUGUGGAUGUGGAUGUGUUAG